Poecilia latipinna (sailfin molly) is the source of this 3392-nucleotide messenger RNA. RefSeq names its product adenosine receptor A1-like. Gene Ontology annotation, molecular function: G protein-coupled adenosine receptor activity. The transcript is spliced from 3 exons. Gene Ontology annotation, cellular component: dendrite; synapse; plasma membrane. NCBI's taxonomy places the organism in Eukaryota, Metazoa, Chordata, Actinopteri, Cyprinodontiformes, Poeciliidae. The record is from RefSeq and is a predicted model, not a curated record. Gene Ontology annotation, biological process: G protein-coupled adenosine receptor signaling pathway. The coding region runs from base 55 to 1137 and encodes 360 amino acids.
CUCUGUGACAUAAAAAGAAGAAAAUGCAAAAUCUAAGCAAGGGUCUCUCGGUCAAUGCCCACAAACUCAAACCUGGAACUCCUCCGACGUGUUCACGCUGAGCGCACCUCCGAUCAGGCAUCUGUGACCAUGGCUUCGGCUCUGCCUCUCUACAUCGGAAUGGAGGUGGUGAUCGCCGUGUCCUCGGUCAUCGGCAACGUGAUGGUCGUCUGGGCUGUUCGCAUCAACCGGUCUCUGAGAGACACCACGUUCUGCUUCAUCGUCUCUUUGGCCUUGGCUGACAUUGCGGUCGGGGCUCUUGUCAUCCCGCUUGCCAUAACCAUCAGCAUCGGGCUCCAGACACACUUCUACAGCUGCCUGUUGUUCGCCUGCACGGUGCUCGUCCUGACCCAAAGUUCAAUCCUUGCGCUGCUGGCCAUCGCUAUUGAUCGUUAUCUGAGAGUCAAAAUACCCAUGAGUUACAAGCGAGUGGUGACCCCUUGGCGAGCUGGGACAGCCGUGCUGUUGUGUUGGCUGGUGUCCAUCAUAGUGGGCCUCACUCCAAUGUUUGGCUGGAAUAACCUACAGUCUCUCCUUAAAAAUGGCACCGUGACCACUGAAGAGCUUGUGGUGACCUGCCAGUUUGAGACAGUCAUCAGCAUGCACUACAUGGUCUACUUUAACUUCUUUGGCUGGGUCCUGCCGCCUCUGCUGCUCAUGCUGGCCAUCUAUGUGGAGAUUUUCUACAUGAUCCAUAAACAGCUCAACAAGAAGGUGACGGCAAGCCACAUGGAUCCCAGACGAUACUUUGGAAAAGAACUUAAAUUAGCCAAGUCCCUCGCCCUCGUCCUUUUCCUCUUCGCAGUCAGCUGGCUCCCACUUCACAUUCUCAACUGCAUCACCCUCUUCCUCCCGAACUACGAGACGUCGAUGUCCCUCCUUUACGUCGCCAUCAUUCUCACCCACGGCAACUCAGCCGUCAACCCCAUCGUCUACGCUUUCCGCAUCAAGAAAUUCCGCACGGCGUUUCAGAAAAUCUGGAAACAGUACAUGCUGUGUCAGGACCCCAUCGGCCGCCUUCCUCAGCGAGGGAACCAGAGAGGGCAGAGCCGCGACAUGAGGCUCAGGCAGAAUGAUGAUGACGAUGACGAUGUUUGACCUUUGGGGACUAAUUGUGCUACUGUGUUACUGACAAUUUUUAAAGCAGUUGUUUACAGGAAGUGAGAGACCUGAUGCUCAAGGAGCUGCAGAUCCCAGUGGCAUUAAGGGUAUGGAGAAAGCGGGGCUUUUAUGACCAAUCUCUUGAACUGAAAUCAGUAAGUGCAUAUGUGUAGCACAUGUGUUACUAUAGCGUUGUGUACUGUAUUUCUUGACUGAAAUUACAAUUCACGGCCUUCGACAUCUGAAAGAGCUCCAGUCUACUCAUCUAAAAUCUUUGCUUCAUUAACAUUCUUCAUUUUGUGGGCUUAAGUACAAAAAGGAAGUGAGCAUUGGUGAAUAGAAGGACUCUGGUGAACUUGUGACUGAAGCUUCGGAAUGAAGUUUGGUGCUUUAAGAAGGUUUGCGAUGUUGGGUAUGUUCUUUGUUGACGUGGGGAAAAAAGAUCCAAUCAGAAUCUUUAGCAAAACUUAUGGUUUUAUUAAUAUUAAAGUUACAUUGAUAAUCAAACUCAUUCCAACUGUAUUAAAAUUUCUUAAAAUCAUCCAUAUUUUGUCACUUCUGUAUUUUUAUUUUAAUUUUAUUUUAUUUUUUUAGAAAAACCAUGAGAGUAGAGAAUAACUUUGAAAAAAUAUGGCAUUUAUUAUUUGGCCUGUCAUUACAGGGAACAUAGUUUUUGUAUACAAAAUCUGAGAUUAUGAAAGAUUUGUUUUGCAUGUGCACCAGAUGCCAGGAGACUACUGGAAACAUUAACACAGAGGAAGACGUUAUGGCCUUCGACAUCUGAAAGAUCAACUCUUGUCGAUUUCACAAGAGUGAAAUAAUUUAUCUGUGUAUCCCACCCUCUGUCAUGCUUUGUCAGACUGAUUUUCCAUUAAACUUCAAAUGUAAGUAAAAAAAAAAGAGUUCAUGAUAGGAACCAUAUUGUUUUUUCAGCCGAGCCUUGCUUCAGGCCUGUUCAGAAGCUUCUUGUGCUGAAUCUUGAUGUUAUGAAAGUUAAGGUUUACCCCACCUUGUGGUGCCGGAGGGGUAUUACAACAGUUCUGAUUGCAGUCCCACAGAGUGUUUAGAUGAAGACCUCCUCCACCUAUCUACCUCCCCCCCCCCAAAAAAAAUAGAUAUUGAGAAAAUAUGUGGAGCAGUGUUGCUGGGGUCUGAGACCAUUCGACUGACAAAAUAACUAAUCCUACUUAAUAACUCUUGCUUUUAAUUAGAUAUUUGUGGACACAAUGCUUAAAACCCACAGACACAUUGGUCAUAUAACUGCAGCCACAUCAGAGUUUUAAUUAAAGAUCAACGCAUUCAAAUAAUGCUGGUGCUCCUUCAUCUUCUCAGCUCUGUUUGAAUGUGUCCUUUUAUCCUCACUGCACACUCGGCUGGCCGUUCACUUUUUCAAAGUUUACUCUUGAUUCAUGAGAAAAUACAAUCAUGUCUUUUUAAUUAACUUUCCUUUCAGGACAGGGAUACUUUAAUGAGUGUUGCUUGUGUAAAGUGAAUCACAAUUGAUGCAGUAUGUUAUGCACAUGGUAAUAUAUAACAGCUGACAUUAAUAUUAUACAUAAAACCCAAUGUAACUAACUCAUGUAGGCGCUGGUAGGAGACACUGAUUCAUCUCACUGAGGGAACAGCUGUGGAGUGACGAAAUUCACAGCUGUUGUUUGCAAAGAGCAGGAAGUCCGACCUCUAAUCUCCUCUUAUUUCACCAGCCAGAAAAAAAUGUUGAGGGGUUUUGGAUUUGUAAUGCAUUAUUUGCACUCAAAUUUUGAAGAAUCACAAUUUAAAUGGAUUUAUUUUCUUACUUUUUAAAUAUUUUUCCUUCUUCUCUCCAUUGCUCUCUGUAUAACAUGUUAAGGCAGUCAAGGGCUAUUUUGUUUUUCUCUGAAGACAUGCAUCACAUAUUUAUGUUAUUUGGCAGACAGGGGGUGAAUAAGUGAAGGGCUUCUAAGCAUGAAUGCAAGAAAGAAGUAAAACCAAAUCUAGAGUUUAUAUUUUAGAAAGAGUUGCUUCUUAGGCAGAAACCUGUUAUGCAGAAGUACAGGUUUUGCAUAGGUAUUACAGAGAAAAGAAAAAAAAAACAUACACUUGAGGAUACUAAUCUAACAAGACUGAGUGCGUUUCAAAUGCUGCACCGGCAUAAUACAAUAAUGUAUCCACGUGAUUACUUUCUUUCAUUUUCUGUGCGUGAGCUAUUUCCAAAAGCAGAAAUGGGAAAAAGUCUUAUUCUUCAGAUGCAGAUCACUGGUAGAGUAAGAAAU